AUGGCUUUGGUCUCUGGUUUGAUUGUGGUCUUAUUAGUUGUUGGUAGCAUUUGUUUGUCGGAGGGCCAGUUUGACCAGCUUACAGUUGGUUUCUACGACGAAACAUGCCCCAAUGCUGAGGCCAUUGUUCUUUCAGUUGUCCGGGAAGCUGCUCGCUCGGAUUCCAAUAUGCCGGCCGUCUUGCUCAGGCUCCAUUUUCACGACUGCUUUGUUGAGGGUUGUGAUGGUUCAAUCCUCAUAGACAAUGGUGAAAACGCAGAGAAAAAUGCCUUUGGUCACCAGGGGGUAAGGGGAUUUGAGGUGAUAGAGAAGGCAAAAGCGCGGUUGGAGGCUACAUGCCAUGGCGUCGUUUCCUGCGCAGACAUUGUGGCCUUGGCUGCUAGAGAUGCCAUAACCUUGGCGGGUGGGCCGAGUUACGAGGUGCCAACAGGGCGGAUAGAUGGCCUCGUUUCAAAUCUGUCCUUGGCCGGUGAUAUGCCGGAUGUUGGUGAUUCGAUUCAGCAACUCAAGGCAAAGUUCAUGAGGAAAGGACUCUCAGAGAAAGACCUUGUCACUCUCAGUGCUGCUCAUACAAUUGGGACAACAGCCUGCUUCUUCAUGACCAAGAGACUCUACAAUUUUAUCCCGGGAGGUGGAUCUGAUCCAACAAUCAACCCAAAUCUACUCCAAGAACUCAAAGCAAAGUGUCCUCAAAAUGGUGAUGUUAAUGUGCGCUUGUCAAUCGAUCGAGGAAGUGAGGAAACAUUUGAUAUUCACAUUAUGCAAAACAUCAGAAAUGGUUUUGCAGUGUUAGAAUCUGACGCCAAGCUCAAUGAGGAUGAAACAACCAGUAGUGUAAUAGACUCCUACUUUGGUUUUUUCUCUCCACCAUUUGGACCUUCAUUUGAGGAAGACUUUGUCGAAUCGAUCAUAAAGAUGGGGCAGAUUGGUAUCAAGACAAGUUCGGAAGGUGGGGUUAGACGAAUUUGUUCUAGUAUUAGUUAGAAUAAGAGAAUAUGGAGACUGAUUCUGAAGAAAAUUUUGCCUCUCAAAUCUUAUGGUCUUUUUCACCACUGUCUUGGAAUGAAUUUUGUAUCCUUCAUUUCUACAAGUCCCUACUGUAAAUGG
Messenger RNA from Argentina anserina (silverweed cinquefoil), 1107 nucleotides. RefSeq names its product peroxidase 43. The transcript has 4 exons. The record is from RefSeq and is a predicted model, not a curated record. Gene Ontology annotation, biological process: response to oxidative stress; hydrogen peroxide catabolic process. Gene Ontology annotation, molecular function: heme binding; peroxidase activity. Bases 1 to 984 code for a protein of 327 amino acids. NCBI's taxonomy places the organism in Eukaryota, Viridiplantae, Streptophyta, Magnoliopsida, Rosales, Rosaceae. Gene Ontology annotation, cellular component: plasmodesma; plant-type cell wall.